Messenger RNA from Heterostelium album PN500, 3447 nucleotides. RefSeq names its product origin recognition complex subunit 3 (gene orcC). Gene Ontology annotation, biological process: DNA replication initiation; DNA replication. Bases 1 to 3447 code for a protein of 1148 amino acids. Gene Ontology annotation, molecular function: DNA replication origin binding. Lineage: Eukaryota; Evosea; Eumycetozoa; Acytosteliales; Acytosteliaceae. Gene Ontology annotation, cellular component: nuclear origin of replication recognition complex; DNA replication preinitiation complex; nuclear pre-replicative complex. The transcript has 9 exons. The record is from RefSeq and is a predicted model, not a curated record.
AUGACUAUUAAUAUAAUAUCUUUUUUUUUGUCGAUAUUGAGUUCAUCAAGAAAUUUAGUAAAACUUAAAAAGAAAGUAACAACGCAACAACCAAAACAACAACAACAACCAAUACAACAACAACCAUCAAUAAAAUGUGUAGUAUGUUCUAAUGCACCAACAGAAGUUAAUACAUUCGAUGUAUGUGUUAACUGUGAGAGUCAUUAUCACUCGAAAACAUGUUGUAGAGUGCAUGACCAUCAAAGAUUAUGUAUAAAUUGUUUUGUAAAUGUAUCUAAAGGUUCAAAUAGAUCACUUAGCUAUCAAAUUAAACAAAUUGCAAAAGGUGAGAUAAAGUUAGAUAAAGAAAGAGUAACUAGAGGAAAGGUUAUACAGGGAUUGUCAGAUGAUGAAUCAGACCCAAAGAAUGGAUCGAAAGACCAAGACUAUGUUCCUCCAAAGCUAUCAAGUAGUCACUUUGAUAGCUAUCAAGAUGCAUCUGAUUUUACAUUUGCAAUGUCAAACAAAAUAACAUUGACAUUUCCAAAUCAACAAAUACCAGUUGGUUUGAAUGGAAGUGCAGGUGUUGCGGCAGCAGCAGAUCAAUAUGCCUAUAUGAAUGGUGGUGGUGGUGCAGUUGAUGAUGCAUUCAUCGAUAAGAUCUAUAGGAAUCUCGGCGAGGAGAACAGUAUAUUGUUUAAGCACGCGCGUUAUCAAAACUUUAAGAUCGGUCACGGUGUAUCGUUUAAACUAAGAAAACAAGUGCAUUCGACCAGUCACAAUCUAUCGCCUGACCUCUUAGUUCCACCCAUAGCAUCAUUAUCAUACGAGCAUUGUCUAACGUUAAAUGCUGCCAUUCGUGCAUUGUGUCAUCAACUUAUAUCUUAUAAGUCUAACAACAAUAAUAACAAUACUAAUAAUAGUAAUGAUAAUCAUAAAGAUAGUAAUAAUAACACACAACAAUAUCAAGACUAUCAAGAUGAUGAUUCUCAAAUGGAUAUCGAUACUGCACCUGAUUUCCAACCUACCAACACCACUACUACAACUGCUAAUGGUGAGAACAACGAUAAUAAUAAUAAUAAUAAUAAUAAUAAUAAUAAUAAUAAUAAUAAUAACAACAGUAGUAAUAAUAAUAGUUCGACGACGACAACAACAACAACAACAAAAACUAAUUUAAACAGUAGAAUACCACCGAAUAAAGGUAAUACAGGUGGAGGUAUACCAAACUUUAUUGAGUUGGAGCAAUGGUAUCUGGAAAACUAUCAUCUUCCAUUGAUACAAAAUAGAAUCAAUGAAUUCAUAAGAAACAAUCCAAUCGAUGAAAAUGACCAAGAUAACACUGACUAUUAUCAAAAGUUAAAUACUCUAUCAAUGCCAAGAGUAUCACCGAUUAUCAUCAUCGAGAAUUUUGAAUCUUGGGACAGUCAAAUCAUACAAGAUCUUUUAUAUUUAUUAAGUACAUAUAGACAAAGUAUACCAUUUGUAGUUAUUUUCUCAAUCUCAACAACAGAAGAUACUAUAUAUAAUACAUUAUCCUAUGAAACAAUAUCGAUGUUAAAUAUUAAAUCAUUCUCACUAUCUCCUCAGACUCAGCUGUUUGAGAGAUUCGUUUACGAUAUCUUUGUAAAGGAUCAGCUGAUAUCAUUUGGCCCACAAGUCUACAAGUUCAUCUAUGAAAGCUUUAAGAGCAAUCAUCUCUCUGUUAUCUACACAACAAGACAGCUGCUCUAUUCAAUUCACGAACAUUUCUACUAUAAUACCUUUAGUUUCCUUUGUUACGACGAUGUAAUCAACCUGAAAAAGCAAAAGACUACCAAUGCUCAGAUUGGAUUCAAAGCAUCCGCUAGAAGUGGUACCUAUCGUUACAAGUAUGGUGAUGAUGAAGAUGAUGAAGCUGAAUCAUAUCACUUUGAUUACAACACCAAGAAAAACAACAAUAAUAAUAAUAAUAAUAAUAAUAAUAAGAGUAGUAAUAGUAGUAACCAAAGACGUAGUAAAAAUAGAGAUGAAAGUGAAGAGGAUGAGUUGGAUGAGCAAAAGCAAAUCGAUGAUGACAACAACGAUAACAACACCGAGAAGGAAGAAGAAGAAGAAAAAGUGGAAGUAGAAGAUGAAGAGGAGGAUGAAGACGAUGCAGAUAAUAAUGAUAUCGUAUUUAGGUUGACCAAUUGUCGUUCAGAGUAUACCGGCUCUGAUAGUACUGACAACCAGACAUCUUAUACCGACGAUAACUCUGACUCUGACACUCUAGAAUACCAAAGACUGAUGACUUACAACAGUAACUAUUACAAUCAAAACAAUCAGCAAUAUCGUAGCAUUGUUCCACUGUCUCAGCUGAGUAACACCACUCAACAACAACAGCAGCAGCAACUCUACCGUCAAUCUGCACUUCCACUGAAGGAUCUCAGUAAGGAUCACAUCACUCGAAUUCUGCAGACAAAGUCGGUGGUCGAUGACAUGAAGACAUGGGAUCCUGCACUUAAAAAGAAGUGUUUGAACCGACCGAAUAGCAUCCGCUAUGUCAUUCCAGUGUGGAUCGAGAAUCUCUUUGCAAUUCGAUAUAUUAAACAACAUUGUAUCGAGUGUUACUAUAUCAUACUGCAACUGAUGUAUCCAAAUAUUCUCUACAGUGAUAUACUCUAUCAUUUCGCAAACAAAGAUUACAAUACUCUUACACAACUAAAAAGAUUCUUAAAUAAAGAGAAACCAGAUAAUUUAAUUAUGAUUGUUUCAAAGUGGAUUGGUAUAUUGACAAAGUUAAUCGAUCACACAUACUAUCCAGAGAGAUAUCAGAUGUUUGCAACUACUAUACUUGGUAAAGAACCAAACUUUAAUAACUUUGUUAGAACUCAACGUGCAGUCUCUAAAUACAUCGAAGAUUGUAAAUUGGUUAUACAAUAUCUAAAGGAAUCGAUGAAUGAAGCAAUGAGUAGCAAAACAGCAACCACUAAAGAAGAUCAUAACGACACCACCGAUCAAUCUAAAACAUCUACAAAUCAAAAGAAGAGAGUUGAUAGAUCAAAACGUUCUAACCAAAAAAAGAAAGAAGCAACUCACCAUGAAAUGGCAUUAAUGAAAUUGAAUGAAUUAUUGAAUAUUUUCAUUUACGAUUAUAUUGAUAGAGAUUUAAGUUCGUUGCCGAUGAGUGAGAUAUAUCAUAGUGAUCGUAUUGAUAAGCUGAGCAAAGUAUUCAAUGUAAAUCAUACACAAGACAUCAAAAAGCAGAUAAUGAACUCCUCAGAGAUAUUAGGUUGCACCAAACCAAGAUGUUGUGGAAACAAUGAUCCAAAGAAAGCUGGUACCACACCUAAAAAUACACCAAAGACAGAGGAUAUCACGAUUAUGUAUUCACUCUACACAGAGUUUGGUAGAUUUAUCAAUCUUUAUGAUUGGCUAACUUCGUUCUGUAUGGUUUUCAACAACACCGGUGAACAUACUCCAGAACUACAGUAUUUAUCAAAACAAUAA